Talaromyces rugulosus is the source of this 1305-nucleotide messenger RNA. RefSeq lists its product as uncharacterized. The record is from RefSeq and is a predicted model, not a curated record. The transcript has 2 exons. Lineage: Eukaryota; Fungi; Ascomycota; Eurotiomycetes; Eurotiales; Trichocomaceae. Gene Ontology annotation, cellular component: fungal-type vacuole membrane. The coding region runs from base 1 to 1305 and encodes 434 amino acids. Gene Ontology annotation, biological process: transmembrane transport. Gene Ontology annotation, molecular function: transmembrane transporter activity.
AUGGAUUCCAAGGAACAACAACACGAUUCUGAAGACAGCAGCGCGCUACAGGCCUCGCCGGACGCGCCAUCUUCAGAGAAACAGCAAGAUGAUUCACAACCGCCAAAUGGGGGUUUUAUGGCCUGGCUACAAGUUGCUGGCGCCUGGACAAUCAUGUUCAACGUCCUUGGCUUGCUCAACUCGUAUGGUCAGUUUCAAAACAUCUAUGAGACGGAUCUUCUCAAGAAUGAGUCUGCUUCAACAAUCGCAUGGAUUGGCUCGACCCAGUUCCUCGUCUGCUACCUAGUCUGCAUUUUCACUGGUCCACUUCUGGAUACGGGACACCUCCACCUCCUCCUCGGCAUUGGAACCGUAGUCAUGGUCUUUGGCUUAAUGAUGGUCAGCUUGUGCCAUUCAUACUACCAAUUCUUUUUGGCCCAGACCCUCGUGACUGGCAUUGGCUUUGGUCUCAUCUUCUUGCCAGCUUCGUCAGUCGUGUCGCAGUGGUUUUCUACUCGCACUCCUCUCGCCAUUGGAAUCUCGGUGAGCGGAUCAAGUAUUGGUGCUAUCAUAUACCCCAUAAUGCUUGAACGCCUUACAGGACAGAUUGGGUUUCCGUGGACGGUACGGAUCAUAGGAUUCAUGACCCUCGGUACCAUGCUCUUCGCUGCUGCCGUGAUGCGAGUACGAGUUGGAAAGAAUCCACGAAAGAGAAAAGUUAUCGACCUCAGACAUUUCAAGGACAAGCUCUACCUCAUUGCUUGUCUGAGCUUCUUCGUCAAUUUCCUGGGACUUUAUGUCUUCUAUUACUUUAUUUCCCUGUACGCCAUCGAAGUGGCCGGUACCGACCAGAGUCUUGCCAAUUACCUCCUCCCCAUCCUGAACGCCGGGUCCUUUUUCGGCCGUCUCAUUCCCAACUGGCUCGCCGGGCGCUAUGGACUCAUGAAUGUGCAGAUUAUCUUCGGAAUCAUUUCUGGUGCCUUGGCUUUUGCUCUCUUGGGCAUUAAGACCACAGGUGGCGUCGUUGCUUUCACCGUCAUCUACGGUUUCGUCUCCGCUCCUUACGUCUCUCUUCCUAUCCCGAUAGUGACGAGCCUAUCGCCCGAUAAGAGUGUCUGGGCAACACGACUGGGAAUGAGUUUUGCCAUCAUUGGCUUCGGCGCACUCAUCGGCAGCCCUGUAGCGGGUGCUAUUAUCGGGGACAACGAUAAUAGGAACUGGACCGGUAUGAUCGUUUGGUGUGGAGUCAUGUUCUUCGCUUCCACCGCCAUUCUUACUACUGUGCGUACUAUGAAAGUGGGCUUCAAGCUCUUUGUGAAAGUCUGA